UAAAACAAUAUACGUGUCAAUGAUAAGAAUGACUGUAUCGUGACAUAUAACUCCUGGUAAUAAUUAAUAAUAAUGUCGUCUGAUGAAAGUCUUCUGUCAAAAUAUAUUAAUAUAACUAUAGUAGUUGCGGUGUACUGGGUUACGUCAAUUUUGACAGUCUUUGUCAAUAAAACUUUGUUAUCCAGUGAUACUGUUAAUUUGGAUGCUCCAUUAUUUGUUACAUGGUUUCAGUGCAUUGUCAGUGCCGUUAUAUGCACAGUUCUGAGUGGACUUUCAAGAUGGUAUCCAAAUUACAUUACCUUCCCAAAGGGACAUCCUUACAAUUUGGAGACUGCAAAGAAGAUCUUGCCUCUUUCUAUCUUAUUCACUGCGAUGAUAGCUAGCAACAAUUUGUGCCUUAAAUAUGUAGGCGUCGCAUUUUAUUACAUAGGACGUUCAUUGACAACAGUGUUCAACGUUCUUUUCACUUAUGCCAUUCUUGGACAGAAGACUUCAACAGGCUGUAUAGUGUGUUGUGGAGUUAUUAUUAUGGGCUUUUGGCUAGGAGUGGACCAAGAAAAUGUUGCUGGAUCAUUAUCAAUCCUUGGUACAUUCUUUGGUGUCGUUGGAUCAUUAACUCUGUCUCUGUACUCGAUAUACACAAAAAGGAUACUGCCCUUUGUGAACCAGGAAAUCUGGUUACUGUCCUACUAUAAUAAUAUUUACAGCAUUGUACUUUUUCUUCCAUUAAUGCUAAUAAGCGGUGAACACAUUGUUGUUUAUAAUUAUGAUAAACUGUACGAACCAUUUUUUUGGCUUGCAAUAACUAUUGGUGGAUUAUGUGGAUUCGCUAUAGGAUACGUAACUGCUUUGCAAAUCAAAGUGACUUCUCCAUUAACGCACAAUAUCAGUGGUACUGCCAAAGCUUGUGCACAGACUGUUCUAGCAAGCUACUGGUUCCAUGAACAUAAGUCAGUACUCUGGUGGACUAGUAACGUCAUUGUUCUUGGGGGCAGUGCUGCCUACGCGAGGAUUAAACAAAUGGAUAUGGAAAAAGUCCACACUGAGCACAAAUAUGAACAACUCAAAGUAUAACGUAAAUUAUAUUUACAUUGCUGUCAAUUGAGACGAUAGUGUUUAACGUGACAAAGAUUUUAUUGUAUAAUAUAGUAUAAAAUGUAAAAUCAUUUCUAAAAAAAUAUAUUACUUAAUACAGGCGGUAUCAUUUCAUCCAGAGUUACAUUUGGAAGCGGUGCAUUUAUAUUUUGUACUUGAUCUUUCAAAAGUAAUUGAACACCUGGAAUACGUCUGGAUGAUGUGACACACCCGGUAAAAAUACUAUAAAUCAA
Molecule: messenger RNA, 1328 nt
Organism: Cephus cinctus (wheat stem sawfly)
Lineage: Eukaryota; Metazoa; Arthropoda; Insecta; Hymenoptera; Cephidae
Gene: nac
Product: GDP-fucose transporter 1
Exons: 4
Coding region: 73-1074 (333 amino acids)
Biological process (GO): GDP-fucose import into Golgi lumen; protein O-linked glycosylation via fucose
Cellular component (GO): Golgi apparatus
Molecular function (GO): antiporter activity
Source: RefSeq, a predicted model, not a curated record